Molecule: messenger RNA, 984 nt
Organism: Cajanus cajan (pigeon pea)
Lineage: Eukaryota; Viridiplantae; Streptophyta; Magnoliopsida; Fabales; Fabaceae
Source: RefSeq, a predicted model, not a curated record
GUUUGAGUAGAGUAUAACCUUUUCUACUAGCAAAUACUCAUUCUCAAAUCUCAAACAUGCUUGCCCUCCCACCUCCACCUCCACCUCCACCCCUAGCCACAAGGAUAUCCAAACAAGUCUCUCCAAACCAAACUGUCAUAUCAAAAGAUUCAAAAAAACAAACCAUAAAACAACAUUCUCAAGAAUCAAAUGCACCAAAUUAUGUUACACCAAACUCAAUUAGGCCGCCACCACCAACAACAACACCAAGACUAAGGCAACCUCAAUUUCAAAGGACCAAUCCAAUCACAUGGUUUGCUGCAGUACUGUGCCUCGUAUUCAGCCUUGUUCUCAUCUUCUUUGGAGUAGCAACUUUGAUCAUCUUCCUAGGCCUCAAGCCUAGAAACCCCACGUUUGACAUUCCCAAUGCAAACCUCAAUGCAGUCUACUUUGACUCACCACAAUACUUCAAUGGGGACUUCAUCCUCCUUGCAAACAUCACCAACCCCAACAGGAGAAUUGAUGUGAGGUUUGAGUCUUUGGAUGUUGACCUUUUCUUCUCAGACAGGAUCAUAUCAACACAAUCAAUUCAACCCUUCACUCAGAGGAGAAGGGAAAGCAGAUGCCAGAUGGAGAUGACUGCUCCACCAACCGGUGUAUUGGUGGCUAGGAAUUGCAUCACAAAGAGAUGAAGGUGAAAUGGUAAAAUUUUUCAUUUUUUUUAUAUGGUUUGAUUCAUAUAUAGCUUGAAGUAUUAUCAUACCAGUGUGUAAAAUAUUGAUUGUGGAAAAUACUUUUUUUUUUCAUAAACAUCAUCUACAUAAUAUUUCAAAUUUCACAAGUAAAAAUUAAUCCGCACUUGCGAUACAUGAAUUUCAUUAGUCAAAUAUUAUUUUAUCUUGGACGAGAAUGGAUUAUGCGAACAUCAAGUUGAUUCCCAUGUCCCAGGGGCAUGCCUUGAUUCUGGAUAUGAUUUGGAUAGUAAAAGAGAAAGAAAAUAAAGAG